Suillus clintonianus is the source of this 4076-nucleotide messenger RNA. RefSeq names its product CHAT domain-containing protein. The transcript has 6 exons. Bases 257 to 3646 code for a protein of 1129 amino acids. The record is from RefSeq and is a predicted model, not a curated record. Lineage: Eukaryota; Fungi; Basidiomycota; Agaricomycetes; Boletales; Suillaceae. Gene Ontology annotation, molecular function: protein binding.
UCAGCUCAAUCGUACUCCAUCGUUUUCAUCUAUGAAAUAAACUCGAUUCGGUGUGCUAUAACGUCUGAACAGCCCUCAACAACAUGAUGCAAAUACACGUGCAACAUCAUCUAAACCCUCAACCUCUUCUCUCCCUCUCAGCUGAACUCCAUCCAUCCACGGUCUCCAUAUCCCUACCCCCAUCUUCUCCUAUCACUCAUUCCACCCUCCACUCAGCCCACCCUCGAUCUUCAUUGUUUUGCUUCAUUGUAUCAUCAUGUCUAGUAGCUUAGAAAGUCGGUGUAUCAGGCUUGAAGCUCUCGUUGGACAGAAUCUCCAAGUCCCUUCUGACCGCAUUCCCGCUGGCAUUUACAUAUCCAUCAAUGUCGACUCGAGAAGACGCUGGAAAUCAGCCAUAAGUGUCUUAUCAUCCGACGAAUCUGUAGCGUGGGGAGAUACCGUGACCCUAUCAUCCCACGAGUCACCUGCAUUAUCAGUGGAGAUCAGGGCGUCUUACGAGGUCGACCGAAUGCUUGGCAAUGGUGAAGUCAUUGGAAAACUUCAAACAUCGUGGGAUGAGUUGCUCGAUCAUGAUGCAGAUGAGCCAUUCGAACUGUCCUUCCCGCCCGUUUAUGGUGUCAAUCCUUCGCUUACGCUGAAGGCCACUGUUGUACACGCUAACAAUAAUCAGGACGGCACACUAUUUGAUUCCCUCGUAGACUGCGAAAUUGCUCAAGAGACAGAUGCGGGCCACGCACGAUUUGCUGAAUACAUGUCCAGCAGGAUGGUCUCUCACCUGAACGAUGCUUUACAUCAUUUUCAGUUGGUUCUGGACUGCUGUCCGGUCGACCAUCCUGACCACGCAGCGGCUCUCACCAACCUCGCGUGGGCCCGCCUUCGAGGUUAUAUUCGAAACGAUCUUGAAGACAUCGAUACCACCACUUCCCUCUUACGUGGAGCCCUUGCAUUGCGUCCACAGGGUUAUCCCGACUACACAAUAUCUCUCUAUAAUAUCAUUUUCGCAUUAAACUGGUACUACAGCAAGGAGCGGACCACCGACUAUAUUCGCGAAUCUUGGCAGCUAUGCUGCAAACUACUGCCCCUCUGUCCAGAGGGCACCUACCUUCGUAGCAUCGGUGUAGACAGUGAGGUUGAUUUUGUGAUCAACGAAUGUAAUAAUCUUUCGAUCGAUGCAUCUGACGAAGGCAUCCUCCUUCUACGAGUCGUGCUCGAACGCCGUCCUCUGGGCCAUCAACAUCGUCCCGUUGCCCUCACCAGGCUUGCACAGGCAGUCCAAGCAUGUUUUCUACGACGCGGCAGCAUUGAUGAUAUAGACGAGAGCAUACAACUUGGUCGUGAAGCCGCUUCUCUGUGCCCUGAGGGACAUUCUGACCGUGGUGCCUACCUGAACAACUUGGCCUUCUCACUCCAAUCCCGCUUCAAUCACCAAGAUAAAUCUCAUGACCUCAACGAGGCCAUCUCCAUGUACGAAGAAGCGCUGCGCCUGUGUCCUGUUGGGCAAGAAACUCGUGAUUGCUCAUUGGACAACCUAGGGGGCGCCCUCCGCACCCGUUUCGACAAACGCGGUGAUGUUGAUGACAUCAACCGAGCUGUCAGCCUAUAUCGUGAGGCACUGACGUUGCGCCCACCUGGGCAUCCACGUCGCGACUACACACUUAAUAACCUUGCCCUCGCGCUCGACACCAGAUAUGACGAAUUUCAUGUCAUCGAGGAUCUUAACGAGGCCAUUGAGCUGUAUCGCGAAUCUCUUCGGUUGGCGCGGCUUGAUGAUCCAGAACGCCAUAGAACUCUUUUCAGUUUGAGCUCGGCGCUCUGCUCUUGUUUCACACAAACUGAGAAGAAUGAAGAUAUCGAGGAUGCCAUUCGGCUCUGCCAAGAGUCAUUGGAGGCUUUGCCUUCUCUACACCCAGAUAGAAGCAUCAGUCAUGCAUGGCUGCAGCAGGCCUAUCUAUCUCGUUACCAAGUGCAACACAACCCUGCUGACUUGUCACUAGCAGUGGAGAACUUCAGACUGGCAUCUAGACACCCCACUCGAGGAUUCCCAGACCGCAUCAUUCAGGCAUAUAAUUGGACUCUCGCAGCGGAGCAGCAUGGUGAUGAAUCCGCACUGGAGGCUUACUCAACAUUUUUCGAGCUUCUGGAUGCUCAUUUGGGAACACGAUCAUCAGCCACUUCGCGGCGCGAAGCUUCCACUGUCUUCCAUUAUGCCAGAUCACUACCUGGAGAUGCAGCAUCGUGUGCCAUCCGCAGUGACAACCUACGACACGCAGUCGAACUGUUGGAGCAGGGCCGUGGCCAACAGUGGUCGUUGGCCUCUCGACUCAAGACUCCAGUUGAUGACCUCGAAUUGGAACAUCCACAUCUAGCCCACAAAUUUUUGGAGCUGAGCAAGCGUGUUUCCGACGCUGCCCAGGAUUCUUCAACCAUCACUGACAGAGCUGCAGCUGAAGUAGCAGAAACACAGUAUAGGAGAAUUACGACGCAAUGGGAAGCUGCGGUAACUGAGAUACGCAAUCUUCAAGGUUUCUCGCGGUUCCUGCUCCCACUGUCUUACGAAGACUUGCAAGCGGCAGCGCGCCAUGGCCCAGUCAUCAUCCUCAUUGCGAGUGAAUACUCAUGCAGCGCCAUUAUUGUCCCGACAUCAGGACAACCCCAUCACGUUCGCUUCCCGCGCAUCACUGUCGCAGAUCUGGAGAAGCUCAAGGACGACUUCGCUACGGCAAUCCGGCACGCGGCUCGUAUGCACCCAGCGGAGCCAAGGAAGAAGUUGCGAGUACGCUUGCGGAUAUUGUGGGACGAGAUCAUGCUACCCAUCGUUAACGUCCUCCAGCAUGGCCUGAAAUUGCAGCAUCGGUCUCGAAUAUGGCUAUGUCCGACGGCAGCCUUCACGUCCAUUCCUCUCCAUGCAGCUAACUCCUUCCGAAUGAAUGCAGAUCGCUCUGGGAGCGAGCCAUGCCUGGAGGAUCUCUACAUCUGCUCUUAUACACCCACACUUUCAGCUCUUAUUAGAGCUCGGCAGGCAAUGAAGAUGCGUGCGACUCCGUCUUUCGCGGCAAUUGGACAAAGUCAACCGGGCGCAGGGCAAGGCGACGUGCUCCCGGCUGUUGACAGCGAGCUCGAACUUGUCCAUACACUCAUUCCUCCCAACAUCAAGUUCACCAAUAUUUCGAAAGACGAAGCCACACAAGCAGGUGCGCUCAACGCUCUGUGGUGCAACACCUGGGUGCACCUCGCUUGUCACGGCAAGCAAGACCUUGAGCAGCCUUAUAACUCAUGUUUCGCCAUGAGAGACAAACCUGUUACGCUGCUUGAUAUCAUGGAGAACAAUUCUCCGCAAGCUGAAUUUGCAUUUCUAUCUGCAUGUCAUACCGCUGUUGGCGAUGAAGAGACGCCUGACGAAGCCAUCCACCUCGCAGCCGGACUCCAGUUUUCAGGGUUCAAGAGUGUCGUUGGCACGCUGUGGGGGGUUAAUGACGCUCUCGCAAAACACGUGGUGGAAGCUUUCUACGAGAAGAUGUUCGAGGAUCUGGAGGACGGCGUCAUAGACUGUACGAAGGCGGCCUGGGCACUCAAUCGUGCUGCAAACGCCGUGAUGACGAAAGUGCCGCUCGAGCAGAGGAUGGUGUUUAUCCAUAUCGGUGUGUAGUUUAACGUUGUUGUAUUACUUUCAUCUGGUACAAAUUUACGAAUCAUUGGUUCUCUACCCUCCUGUGCUCCCUUCAAGUGGUGGUAUUAGUAAUUUCAGGCUGUCGUUGUGACGCCGUGGCACAUUUUCCCUGCUUCAGUUGAUGGUGCUUUCGGGAUUGGCGUCUAUUUCAUGGUAGCCUGGAGACUCUCUGUAUAGUCAGACUGUCAGGCAGCGAACGAAAAAAAAAACUGGCUCGAAAUACUUGCCAGGCCAGGAAUGCACUGGCGCUUUAUUGAUUAUCCUUUGAGAAGCCUGAGGUCAACCUCGUUCUAGCAGGAGCGAUUAGGGGAGUUCAAAGCUGGAUUUCGAAGCCGAUUUGGACGUGGAUUUGGACGUGGAUUUCGGAUGGAUUUCAGCUGGUCAAACGGCAACAUUCGGCAAGGUGAGU